AUGUCACCAUCCUUCCACACAUCGUCGUCCACUACUACUUUCACAACACCAUCACACCCUGAUCACCAAUCAUUAACGCCUUCGAUCAUGUCAACCCCAUAUCGUUGCUCAACUUUUCCGCGUCACUCUAAUGCCUCCAACCACAAGCUAUCGGAUUACCCAGCGAGUACAACUCCUCCACCAUCAGUUAAUCCACACACCACACCUACAUCCUGUCAAGCCUGGCCACACACUACAGUUCGUGAUUUUGCAUACUCUUCUUCGCACCCGAUGCACUAUGGUCCUCCGCUUGAAUCAGAUCAUCCUCCCUCUGGCCGUUCUUCACCCAUUAGCGAUGAAGCCCAAGACCUUUCUGACCCAGUCCCACUUUGGGACGUGAGAGACAAAUGGAAGAAAUGGCCGUAUGAAGAAAGAUUACGUAAAGAUGACCAAUUAGCACCAAUACAUUUCGGUGAUGGUCCGCCAUGGAGUGAAGAUGAAGAUCUUCAAAGUCCAGUCGUUGUGAGCUCGCGGCAUCGGAAACAUCGAUCUCCAAACUCACCCUACAGUACAAGAAGACGUUCAAGGAGAGAGACUACAGAUAAUGUAACAAAUUCAUCAAACCAUUCAAAAUUUGACAAUGAAAGAAGAAUAUUUCUAGCGCCGUCUGAUGAAGGAAAUAAACACUACUACAAGAAUCAAGGUAACGAAGAUAGCAACACCGGAAAUGAAUCGAAUGCGCAUCCAUCUGAAUCUACGCGCAAUAAUACAAAUACAGCAUACAAUGUGCCUGGUCAACGAGACUCACACUUCGCAGGCAUCCUACCGAGUAGAUCUUACACCGAUAAUGCUAUUCACGACUCUAGUGAAUCGGAUAAUUCCAGUGUGGCUUCUUCCCCUUCAUAUGCACGGCAAAAUGAAUCAAGAUACUCACGCGACUACCAGUUCACAAUAGCAUCAUCAGAUGAAGAGAUGCACGGAAAAGCAGUGGCUCUUUUUGACUUCACGAGUGAGAAUGAGAAUGAGCUUCCUUUGAUUGAAGGGCAGGUAAUCUGGGUGUCUUAUCGUCAUGGUCAGGGCUGGCUUGUAGCUGAAGAUCCUAAAACCCGAGAGAGUGGCCUUGUCCCAGAGGAAUAUGUACGACUUCUAAGAUAUAUCAAUGGCGGGCUCAGUAGUGUUAGCGGAAAUCUAGAAGAGCCUGUAAGCCCUUUAUCAGUUUCAAGGAAGUCGGCAAGAUCAAGCCUCGGUCAAGCAAUUGGACAAGCCUCAAACGGAACUGGCUAUCAGCAACCUAUUGUAUCAACUUUCUCUACCUCGUCCAAGGACUUAAAUCCAUAUCCGCAACAUCUUCUCGGCACGCAAGCAGGUCAAACUCCUCCUCAAGUGAUGCAUUAUUGUGGACACCGGGGGAGCCAGGCAACCACUCCAACUGUUACCAACUCACUUGGGAGCAUUGUAGACAGAGAAAACUCAUUGCGGAGACGAAAAAGUGAAGGCAGCAUCCACCUCAUUCCCAGCUUGGCCUAUUUGCCUAUAUCUAAUUUAGAACCUUCAACCGCUGUAAGAAACCCUGGUAUCUCGACAAAAGAUCCAUGGGACUCAAAAUAUGACGCAAACCCCGACUCUAUACAUCAUCAGCAUACGAAUAACUUUAAGCAGCUUGAGCGAUGA
Blumeria graminis f. sp. triticale is the source of this 1650-nucleotide messenger RNA. The record is from the annotation of a GenBank genome assembly. NCBI's taxonomy places the organism in Eukaryota, Fungi, Ascomycota, Leotiomycetes, Helotiales, Erysiphaceae.